AUGCGGGCGCCAUCUUGGACCCGUCGCCGCUCUACUGAAGCUAUUGAAGAACACUUGGAAAGUCCAUCUCACAAAAGGUAAGAGAAGGACUUGGGGCACUUAUAGUCCUUAAUACCCCUACCCCUACUCCUUAAUACCCCUACCCAUACAGUGUUAAUACCCCUACCCCUAGUCCUUAAUACCCUUACCCCUAGUCCUUAAUACCACUACUCCUAGUCCUUAAUACCCCUAGCUCUACCACUUAAUACCCCUACCCCUAGUCCUUAAUACCCUUACCCCUACAGUGUUAAUACCCCUACCCCUAGUCCUUAAUACCCCUACAAUGUUAAUACCCCUACCCCAGCCUACCCCAGCACACACAGUGUUAAUACCCCUCCCCCAGUACACUAUGUGUAUUAACACUGUGUGUGUAGGGGAAUUAAGGGCUAUGUGGGCUGGGGUAAGGGUAUUAAGGACUAGGGGUAUUAAGGACUAGGGGUAGGGGUAUGAACACUGUAGGGGUAGGGGUAUUAAGGACUGGGGGUAGUGGUAUUAAGGGGUAGGGCUAGGGGUAUUAAGGACUAGGGGUAGUGGUAUUAAGGAUACUGUAGGGGUAUUAAGAACUAGGGGUAGGGGUAUUAAGGACUAGGGGUAGGGGUAUUAACACUGUAGGGGUAGGGGUAUUAAGGACUAGGGGUAUGGGUAUGAAGGACUAAGGGUAUUAAGGGCUAGGGGUAUUAAGGACUAGGGGUAUUAAGGACUAGGGGUAGGGGUAUUAAGGACUAUAAGUGCCCCAAGUCCUUCACUUACCUUUUGUGAGAUGGACUUUCCAAGGGUUCUUCAACAGCUUGAGUAGAGCGGCGACCGGUCCAAGAUGGCGCCCGCAUUCCUCGACGCUCAGCACGCAAUGGCAUAUACGUGCGGCAUCUAUGUAUUCUAUGUCUAUGGGUAACACUGCAGCCUGGCUUCGUUCAUUGGCUGAGAGUGAUCAGCUAAUGCUCUCAGCCAAUAAGGUAACCCAGCAUUGCCUGGCUUCGUUCACUGGCUGAGACUGAGAGUGAUCAGCUAAUGCUCUCAGCCAAUAAGGUAACACUGCAGCAUGGCUUAGUUCAUUGACUGAGAGGGAUCAGCUGGUGUUCUCAUUCAAUGAGGUUACUCUGCAGUGCAUGGCUUAGCUCAGGGGAGCUAACAGAAGUCUCCUAAGCAAGGUAGUGGAGUGGGGGGAGCAGGGCCAUGUGGACCACAGGUAAUUAGUCAGACCAUUAGUAUUAUUAUUAUUGCCAUUUAUAUAGCGCCAACAGAUUCCGUAGCGCUUGACCAUUCUAACAACCUUUAGACUAUUAACAGUGGGGGGAGCCAGGACACUUGGGAUUUGUAGUAGUUAUGAUGCUUGGAGUGUUCCUUUAAUAUACUCAUGUAAUUAGGUCCAUUAAAUUAAUAUACGUAUUUAAUUGGGCCGCUUUCAGCUCCAGGCCCUUAAUCUGAUCCUGGACAUGUCCAAUAAAAAUGAUAAAAAGUUAAAAAAUUUCGGUAGCCAUGUGGUCAGUUGUUAAAUGUGCUGAAAACAUUGAUUAUAUAAAUAUUAUCUAGAUAAAAUGUGUUUCUCCUUAAUGAGAGUAUACUCUGUGAUUUUGUUGGAGAAGUAAUAUCCCUCAAGGUAAAAUUUAGGUCCAUUUCCCAUUAUUGUAUAUAUGCUGGUAGUGUUAGAAUUUUAUGAAGAUUUGUAUCGAAUUAAAAGAUUAAUCCUAGUUGUUUAACUGGAUUCAGGCAACUACUUUGAAAUAUGGUGGAAGGGACAACCCUAAAGGCUUACAGGUAAUGUUGAACAAAAUGCUUAAGCUGUAAUUAGCAAACAAAUUUGAGUCAGAACACUGUAACCAUUUUCCAGUGUUUCAAUAUGCAGGACAGUGUUACUUUUUGGUAAAGAUCAGAUCUAUCUACCUAUCUAUACACCAGGCACAAACGAUGAAUUGACCAGGUGCAAAUAACAAGGAAAAAAAUAUAUGUCAGUCCAGAAUCCUUGGAAGUCAUGCCCUUAGUAUGUCCAUGUGUCCUUCAGAGAUGAAGAGAAUGAGUCACUGAAUUAGGUAAAAUUCUUAAAUGAAAGGAAGUCUGGUGGUCACAAUAACCCAUAAAGAGAAAUAGAGUUAAAUUGAGUUUUGAUGGAGACCCACUUUGUUGCAACAGGAAAUGGAGUACAAUAAAACAUGAGAACAUUAUACAGCCCUCUCUCAAUUAAGACAAAUAGAGUGAGCACUGCUUCAAUUUUGGCUUCCUAUCGUACUACAUAGAAGCCAAUAUGUGUGGACACAGCUUGGCUCUUUUAGCCUAUAGUUUGCCAUUUGGAUUUCACUUUUCUGCAACUCAUUGUUAAGUUAAUUAACCACACAUCCUCUCUCUGUAGCCACUUUGUUAAUGCAAAGAGCUAAACAGCAGAACAUGUGGUUGAAACUCAAUAUCUAAAGCCAUGAUGAAGAGGUCUAGUUGUUGUUUAUCUAAACAUUAAAACAGGAAAUAUAUGUUGCAGGACACUUACGUGGUGGGAUGAUUGCUGGUGCCAGAUGUGGAGAUCCAGCAUCAAGAAACAACUGACGUCCUGGGAUUUUGGACAUACUACAACUUUUACAACUUCAGACUCAACAGGUGGGCUAGUCCACGAUGCAAUUAUCGAUAUGGAUAACAUGCCCAUGCAUACAGGCAAAGUAUUAUCCUGGUGA
This is a messenger RNA of Pelobates cultripes (western spadefoot toad), 2696 nucleotides long. NCBI's taxonomy places the organism in Eukaryota, Metazoa, Chordata, Amphibia, Anura, Pelobatidae. The record is from the annotation of a GenBank genome assembly.